GCUAGAUUAAGUUUUUGUAGAACAAUAACCUUAUGUUUUUACACAAAAUGUCUGUUUUAUUUUAUUUCUACCACCCAAAUGGUAGAAGGAAUAUUCUUUCACGAUUGGGAAAAGAAGAAGAAUGAGACAAGUAAAAGUUCUAAUAAAGGAAAGAAACGAAAAGGUAUUGGGGCUCCAAUAGUGGAAUGGGUUAAAUGCACAAAAAGCAAAGACAACAAGUAUUUCAAAUUUGCACGUGUUGGUGAAACGUAUAUUAAUCAAGGGGACAGCAUACUUAUUCCAGGAGAAGAACAAGGACAAGCUCCUCAAAUUGCGUACAUCACUUACAUGUUUGAAGAUCCUAAAAAUAAGAAUAAAAUGUGUCAUGCACAUUUUUACUGUAGGGGUUCGGACACUAUUCUAGGAGAUAUGUCAGACCCGAGAGAACUUUUCUUGGUAGACCAUUGUGAGGAUGUUGCUCUCUCUACAAUUAUUGGAAAAGCUAAGGUAUACCCAAAAGAGCUUCCUAAAAACUGGAACCUAACAGGCGGAACGGAUAAAGUUCUUAUUCACGACUCUGAUGAUGGAAAACACUACUAUUUUUCCAAACGUUAUGAUUAUAAUGCAAGCAGAUUUGUUGACUUUACUAAUGAAGGCAAAUCCCGCUGUAUAUCUUGUACCUGGCAAAAUGAAGAAGAUAAAUUACAAGAAGUAGCUAUCCAAUAUUAUGCAGAGAGAAUGGGACGUUCAUUUGUUCGAUGGAAAAAUGAGAAAUAUUAUGUGGGUAGUGGUGUAUUUAUUGAUUAUGAAAGGGAGAUUAUUCCGAAGUCGAGAAGUAACACUCGAUCUACUGAACAAGUGAAUGAUAAUACUAUCACAUUAGAGAAGCUAGGCAAUGACAUAGUACAAAUGUCCCCACUAGACCGAAAAAUAAUUUUUCCGGAAAGGUAUCGAAAUGAAGGUGAUAAUCCGGAUAGCUUUGAACAUCCUUGUCAACCGUACACCGUUGGUGUUAUAGAACAGAUUCGGAAAAAUCACACCGUAGUUGUGAGGGAGUUCUGGAGGGUUGAAGAUACUGGAUCUAAAGACUAUGGACAUCCGCAUUUGGUAUAUUGGACAAGUCGAUUGUAUUAUAUCAAUAACCAAAAAAAAUGGCAGGCUGUGGUAAAAGGAAAAUGUUAUGUGUCGAAUUCACAACACAUCGGAGAUAUAGGUCAGUGGAUAAAAGAAGGACCAUUUAGAUUUUAUUUUGAAAAAGGAUAUAAUCCAAAUAAAGACAUAUUUUUUAAUCUACCUCUUAAUGCCAUGAGCAUAGGAAAGCAAACCAGAAAAAUACGUCGUAAACCACAUUUCGAAGAAGCUCCAAUAUGGCCUGAACUAAAAACUAAACUAAAAAGUAUGGAUAUUUACUCAGGAUGUGGAGGUUUAUCUGAUGGACUUGAAAGGGCUGGUUUGGUUAAUACUAAAUGGGCAAUUGACAUAAAUCCAUCUGCAGCUGAAGCAUUCCAGUUGAAUAAUCCUAGUGCAGACGUAUUUGAAGAUAAUUGCAACGAUGUUCUUUGCGUACUUCUUGAAGGUCGUGGGUCUGAAAUUGGUAUGCCAGAAAAGGGGGAGGUCGAUAUUAUUGUUGGUGGACCACCAUGUCAAGGAUUUUCAAUUAUUAAUAGAUUCAAGGAUAGUCAAUCUGCAAAAACUAACAAUUGUCAGAUCAAUACUUAUUUGGGAUUUAUUGAUUACUUUAGGCCAAAGUACUUUGUGUUUGAGAACGUUAGAAACUUUACCACCUACGAUAAGUCCCGAUAUUUUAAAUUGACGAUUAAAUGCAUAUUGGAAAUAGGAUACCAGGUGACUUUUGGAAUUCUACAAGCUGGUAAUUAUGGUUUGCCACAAUCAAGGAGGCGGAUUUUUCUUAUUGGAGCAGCUCCUGGUUUAGUAUUGCCAAAACUGCCCGAUCCUACACAUUGUUUUGGAAAAUUUGAGAAAAUUGUGGAGACGUUAAAAAUAGAUAAUUUAAAAUAUGAUAUAGGUGAUCUAGCAAUAGGUCAACUAGGAUCCCUACCCUACAGACGAGUGACAAUAAGAGACGCGAUUGCAGAUCUUCCACCUACGACAUAUGAUACAAUGGUAAGCAAAAUGCCAUACCAGACAGCAAGGGAGGAUAUGUCAUUUUAUGCCAAAGGAUUGAGAGAGUUUUGCAAUAAGGAUGAUAUUGUUACUGAUCACGAGGCUAACUACGCGUCUGCAAUUACAAAAAAACGAAUUCAGUUUAUCCCAGAAGGAGGAGAUUGGACCGAUUUACCUAAUAUAUCUGUUAUUUUGGAAAAUGGUAUUAGGACUGAAGUCUUAAAUUAUACGUAUCGAACUAAAAUUCAAAAUCCGAAAGAUCCUCCAAAAGGUUUAUGCGCUUGCGUUCUUGAUAAACCAUGUAACCAAGAAAUAAAAAAGAAUGAACGAAAUAAUACGUUAAUACCAUGGUCAGUGGCACAUACAGCUUCGAGAAAUAAUAACUGGAAAGGCGUUUAUGGAAGGGUGAUUUGGGAUGGACAUUUUGGGACCGUGACGACAAAUCCUGAGCCGACUAGGGCUCAAGGAAGAGAUUAAGAAUAUUGCUCUAAAAUAUGGUAAGAAGAAUUAGUCCUUAUUAGACACCAGAUUUAAGUGUUCUCCAUCCAGGCAGAGAUCCACUGCAACUCUCUGAGAUGAAUUCGAAGACCUGAUCCGCUACAGAGCAACAACUCUAAACCCGUAUCUGUCAAGCUUAGACUACAUUAUCCCAUGAUCCAUACAAUCAAACGCUUUUAAUAUCAUCACAGAACAUUGCAGCCGUCCUCAUCCCAGAAUUCAGAGAUGCAUAAGCACCACCUAAAUAUAGCAUCGCGAGCAGCUCUGGCUUUUUGGCAUCCAAACUGAGAGUGGGGAUAUAGAAUCAAGAUUGUACAAUAGUUGCAAACCUGAUCCAUCAGACUCUUCAGACACACAGGAAAAUGUGCCAGUAUGCCAGGAGGAAUUCAAGGCACAGGACAAAGAACUCAAAGCACUCUGUGGUAAAGAUAAAAGUAAUUUUACAGAAACACCAUUAGAUCCCGAAGAUUUGUAUUUUAAUGCUCUUGACUGCCUUCAGAAAUUCAGUGUUGAUUGCAGGAAGAAAAAAGAAUGAAUUAGAAACUAAAACCUGCUGAAGUAAUUCAUCCUGAGCAACAUCGUAUUUUAACU
Anthonomus grandis grandis is the source of this 3192-nucleotide messenger RNA. Its product is annotated as DNA (cytosine-5)-methyltransferase 1-like. Gene Ontology annotation, molecular function: methyltransferase activity; chromatin binding. The transcript has 15 exons. Gene Ontology annotation, cellular component: nucleus. NCBI's taxonomy places the organism in Eukaryota, Metazoa, Arthropoda, Insecta, Coleoptera, Curculionidae. The record is from RefSeq and is a predicted model, not a curated record. The coding region runs from base 79 to 2580 and encodes 833 amino acids.